CUUGCUGAAUUCUAAGGAGUCCCAGGCAGAGCUGGGUUGGACCUCAUAUCCUUCUAAUGGGUGGGAGGAAAUCAGCGGUGUCGAUGAGAAAUACAAGCCCAUUCGCACAUAUCAAGUAUGCAACGUGAUGGAGCCCAGUCAGAACAACUGGCUCCAGACGGGUUGGAUAUUGCGGCAGGGCGGCCAGCGCAUCUUCAUCGAGCUGCAGUUCACUCUGCGAGACUGCAACAGUAUCCCAGGCGUGUCCGGUAGCUGUAAAGAGACCUUCAACCUCCUCUACGCCGAGUCCGACUGGGACCUGGACCGCGUCACCCGUGAAGACCGCUACAGCAAAAUCGACACCAUUGCGGCAGAUGAAAGUUUCACGCAGGGUGAUUUGGGAGAACGAAAGAUGAAGCUUAACACCGAAGUCCGUGAGAUAGGACAUCUCAACCGCAAAGGAUUCCAUCUGGCCUUCCAGGAUGUGGGCGCAUGUGUCGCGCUGGUUUCCGUGAGAGUGUACUACAAACGUUGUUUAUCAACGGUGCAGAAUUUAGCAGUGUUCCCGGAUACAGUAGCUGAAGCUGCUUUCUCGACUUUGGUGGAGGUGAGAGGGUCGUGCGUGAAUAACUCUGAGGUGGACACAGACAGUCCUCCCAGAAUGCAUUGCAGUGCUGAAGGAGAGUGGCUGGUGCCCAUCGGGAAAUGCAGCUGCAGCGCUGGGUAUGAGGAGGGACACAGCAGCUGUGAGGCCUGUCCCCCAGGCACCUACAAGAUGUCGUCACGGCAGCAAGAGUGUUUCCCGUGUCCAGCUAACAGCAAGGCUGAAGAAGAGGGCUCUGUGCUGUGUGUGUGCGAAGAUGACCACUUCAGAACUCCACUGGACCCUCCAUCCGCACCCUGCACGUGCCCUCCCUCUCCACCUCGUGAUCUGGUCUACACCCUCAAACAGUCCACGCUCAUUCUGGAGUGGGCUGCUCCGAAUGACUCAGGCGGCCGAGGGGAUCUCACCUACAGCAUAGGCUGCCGGCGAUGUGUCGGCCCCCCGCGGGCCCCGCAGGUGCAGUGUGAACCCUGUGGAGCCAGUGUGGGCUUCGUACCACAGCAGAGCGGCCUGACGGAGCGCACAGUCACCGUCGUGAACCUGCUGCCCAACACCAACUACUCCUUCAGCGUGGAGGCCCGGAACGGCGUCUCGGAGUUACUCCGCAACAAACGGUUCUACACACAGGUCAACAUCUCCACCAGCCUCCCAGCGCCUUCCCAGGUUAACGAGCUGCGAGCCGAGAAGGUUGAGCAGCGCAGUGUGACUCUGGCUUGGAGGGAACCCGUCGUGUAUCCCAACAGCAGCCGCACUGAAUACGAGAUCAAAUACUAUGAAAAGGACCAGAAAGAUCAGAGCUAUUCCACAGUAAAGACGGCCGCCACCAGAAUUAGCGUCAACAACCUGAAACCAGGCACCACCUACGUCUUCCUCAUCCGCACCUGCUCCAGCCCAGCACUUUCAUCUCUUUCCUCCUCUCCUCUUUCUUCUUCUUCUUCCUCCUCCUCCUCCUCCUCUUUGUCUCCAUCUUCGCCGUCUGCUUCCUCUUCCUCUUCCAGCCCUGUGGCAGCUGUGUCGCCCCCUACGCUUGACUACGGGGCGUACAGCGCACCGCUGGAGCUGCAGACGCUGGUGGAACUGGCCCUGGCCUCUAGUGAACAGAGUCCUGUGGUGAUCAUCGUUGUGGUUUCGGUGGCUGCUCUCAUCAUGUUACUUACUCUUGGAGUUGGAUUGCUCAUCUGGAGAAGACAGUGUGGCUACAGUAAAGCCAGCCAGGAGGGGGAUGAGGAACUCUACUUCCAGUUUAAAAUCCCAACCCGAAGGACCUACAUUGACCCAGAAACCUGUGAAGAUCUGCUCCAGGCUGUUCAUGCCUUUGCCAAAGAGCUGGACAUAUCUAGCAUCAAGAUCGAGAGGAUAGUCCAUACAGGAGACUUUGGCGAGGUGUGUCGAGGUUGCCUGAAGCUUCCCAGCAAACGAGAGUUGCCUGUGGCCAUAAAGACCCUUCGUGCGGGCUGCUCGGAAAAACAGAGACGCUCAUUCCUCAGCGAGGCAGGAAUUCUGGGACAGUUUGAUCACGCCAACAUUGUGCGUCUGGAGGGAGUCAUCACCAGAGGCAACACUAUGAUGAUUGUGGUGGAGAGCAUGGCCAACGGAGCCCUGGACUCUUUCCUGCGGAAACACGAAGGUCAGUUGACUGUUCUUCAGCUGGUGGAUUUGCUGAGUGGAGUGGCGUCUGGGAUGAAGUAUCUGACAGAGAUGGGUUUUAUCCAUCGCCGUCUGGCUGCUCACAAAGUCCUGGUGAACAGCAGCCUGGUCUGCAAAGUGUCAGGCUUCAGACCUCUUCAGGACGACAAAAUAGAGGCAGUCUACAGCACACUACACGGAGGGAAGAGUUUGGUGUUGUGGACGGCCCCAGAGGCCAUUCAGUACCAUCGUUACAGCUCCGCUUCUGAUGUAUGGAGCUUCGGUAUCGUCAUGUGGGAAGUCAUGUCCUUCGGGGAGAGACCGUACUGGGACAUGGGCAACCAAGAUGUAAUAAAAGCUAUAGAGGAUGGGUUCCGGUUACCUGCUCCCGUGAACUGCCCGCCGUCUCUGCACCAGCUCAUGCUGGAUUGCUGGCAGAAGGAGAGGACAGAGAGACCCACCUUCACCCAGAUCCACAGCGCUCUCAGCAAGACCAUGAGGAGCCCGGACAACAUCGGGUCCUCCACCCUGGGACGCAGUUCAGUUGGAGAGUGGUUAGAGGCUGUAGACAUGGGCCGCUACAAAGACAACUUCACUGCUGCUGGAUACUGUUACCUGGAGUCAGUGGCUCGCAUGACAGUUCAGGAUGUGUUGAGUCUCGGCAUCACCUCUCUGGAGCACCAGAAACAGAUCCUGUCCGCCAUACAGACUCUCAGAGCGCAGGUUAUCCAGAUGCACGGCCGCGGAGUGCAAGUCUGACAGACCCACAGCAGUGUGCCGACUCGCCGAGAAAAGACAUAUGGACGUCUGUUCUCGUAAUUACCCAGCAGGCCAUUCAGCGGUCAGGAGGUGAUAACCAAGUCACUGCAAAUGGUAGUUUUCUUCCUAAUCUUCGCUCUUUCAUUCUUUUAGUGAACACUGGUUCUUUUCUUCCACAAACAAGUUCUUGUUUUCUGAGUGGGACAAUGUCACAAGCAAGAAAAUCCCUCUAGAAUAACCUGUGUGCUGAUUUUGACCUGCUUUUGACAUGAGCUCUAUCCCUUUUAGUAGGACUUUAAGGUGGUCGAGACCCUCCGUCACUGUCCCAGAGAAGGGCGGUUUGACUCUGACCAAUCUCAGACCAAUCAAAAGGGUGACAUGUAUUCCUGUUUUCUUUAUCCAAGCAAAACAACUCAUGCUUUGUAGCCACUGAUCCUCCUUGUUAAGUGGACUAAACCAAGAGCAUGUCAUCCAUGACCAUUUGCUCCUCAGACUAGGUGAACAUCUUCAGGAAAUAAGUUGAGUUCUGAUGUAAGGAAUCUUAAAUAAUAUGUAAAUCCCUUUCUCUGUGUGUAUUCUUGAUUUGGUUACUGUCUACUUUUUUUCUUUUUGCUUUCUUUCCUCCACACUUUAAACUCAUUUCUGAAUUUCCGAGUUUAAAUUAGUAUUGUCGGACAUCUGUACUUGUAAUGUUCUUUUCUCGUUCUGUCUCCUAUAGGGACAAUGUUUGCACUGCAGUGUCCAUGACUUACAGAAGCUUGUACUAUAUUUAUUAGAUGAUUUAUUUAUCCGUUUACAGAUGCUUACUGAAGUUUGAAUGCAGAAAUAUUGUUUGAAAAUGGAAAACAUAGCACUGAAUCUGGACGUUCAGCUGUCAUUUCAUCAAAAUGCACUUCGAUUUUGUUUAUGUAAUUUCAUUUUUUCCCUGCACUUUGAAAGUGAGUGAGUGAAUGUGACUGGGAUGUAUACACACAUAUACAUUCACACAUUUACAGACUUUCAUUACACGCUGCAACGGCAGGUGCCCGAUACUCUCGGACAUGUACUUGAUAUUGGCGUUUCGUACAGCGGAAGUGGUUGUUCUUUAGCGAGAAUGUUCUGAAUGUUCUAGUGUUACUGAAUUUAGACUAUUGUGUGACGUGAGCGUGUGAACAAGACUUGGUUGGGUUUAAGCAGUAUUGAAUGAAAGCCUAAUUCAGAACAUUUACAGUUUGAUCAUAGAAAUAGGUCGGUGCAAAUCACAUAAAAAAAGACCGUGACACACAGGUUGGAUCUGGAUUUUGUCACAAAUACAUAUAGUACAAAACAAAUGACUGGUUUUUUUUCUUAUGUUAGGUUGUUCUUGAUUUUUAGGAUAUAAACAAUUAAAGGGUUUUGGAAUUUAACGAUAAGAGCAUCAUUUUCACUCUGUUUUACAGUUACACACAUACAGAGAUGCACAUUUAUCAUUAUUGCAGCCAUAUCAUAUCUGAACAUGGCGCAACCCCAAUUAAUGAUCACUUCAAAAUGUAAAGGACAGAGACAUGAUGUACUGUACUGUUUAACAGCCCUUUACCGAAUAAGACUCGAUUCCCCCUUUGCAUUAAGUGUAUCAUUCUGAUCUCUGUUUGAUACUGUAAAUAUGUAUUUGAAAAUGCAAUCUAUUUUUAUAAUUUGUUUGAAUAAUAAUGUGUUGAAUGAGAUCCUCUCACUGUGUUGAAAUGACUUACUGUUUCAAUUAGGCGAGUCGCGGAAAAAAGUUGUUUGAAAUCAUCCUUUUUUUUUUUUUUUCGGUUGGAAUUUUUCAUGAUUUUUACCUGUUAGAAAAACAGAUGGCUGUUGCAAUAUUGAAACAUGUUAUUAAAAAAAUACAAUACAGGUACCCUAGACUUUGUGUUUGCUCGCGGUCUUCGGGCUUCCAGCGUACCUGCCUGAAUUCAUACACGCAUUGGAGUCUAUUUUAAUCAUGUGUAAUCAAUGUCGAGGCACAGCAAUCAAGCGUUUCCCAUCAGCUUUCAACCCCCGGAAAAACA
Sinocyclocheilus rhinocerous is the source of this 4980-nucleotide messenger RNA. RefSeq names its product ephrin type-A receptor 7-like. Bases 128 to 2968 code for a protein of 946 amino acids. The transcript has 16 exons. The record is from RefSeq and is a predicted model, not a curated record. Gene Ontology annotation, cellular component: plasma membrane; dendrite. Lineage: Eukaryota; Metazoa; Chordata; Actinopteri; Cypriniformes; Cyprinidae. Gene Ontology annotation, biological process: axon guidance; protein phosphorylation; ephrin receptor signaling pathway. Gene Ontology annotation, molecular function: ATP binding; protein binding; transmembrane-ephrin receptor activity.